AUGUCUGAGACAGUACCUGCUAUACCACCAGAACCUGUUCCAGCCCCUGUGGAGAAGCCUCUGCCCAAGAAGAGAGGGAAGAAACCGGUUGGCUUGAGUGGUGUUAACCGGAAGACUCCAAGUCAUUCCGUAUCUAAGUUGAUUACGGAAGCUCUGUCGGUGUCUCAGGAGCGGGCAGGCAUGUCCCUGAUUGCCCUCAAGAAAGCACUAGCAGCCGCCGGCUAUGAUGUGGAGAAGAACAACAGCCGCAUCAAGCUGGGUCUUAAGAGCCUGGUGAGCAAAGGAGUCCUAGUGCAGACCAAGGGUACUGGUGCCUCCGGGUCCUUCAAGCUCAAUAAGAAGGCCGUUCCAGAGCCCCCGAAGGGCAGGCUCACAAGGCCUGCUUCUUCUAAGACCAAAAAGCUGGUCUUACCCAGGGAUUCAAAAUCUGGAAAGAGUGCCAAGACCAACAAGAGGGCCAAGAAACCUAGAGCAGCAGGAGCUAAGAAAGCUGCCAGGAGUGGGGGAAAGGCGAAAGGAGCCAAGACCAAGCAACAGCGGAAGAGCCCAGCAAAGGCAAGAACAGUGAAACCGAAGGCUGGGAAACCUAAACUGACCCAGCAGAAACCAAAGCCUAGAAAGGCUGCAUCGAAGAAGUGA
Molecule: messenger RNA, 639 nt
Organism: Choloepus didactylus (southern two-toed sloth)
Lineage: Eukaryota; Metazoa; Chordata; Mammalia; Pilosa; Megalonychidae
Gene: H1-6
Product: H1.6 linker histone, cluster member
Exons: 1
Coding region: 1-639 (212 amino acids)
Biological process (GO): nucleosome assembly
Cellular component (GO): nucleosome
Molecular function (GO): DNA binding; structural constituent of chromatin
Source: RefSeq, a predicted model, not a curated record